Verruconis gallopava is the source of this 4092-nucleotide messenger RNA. RefSeq lists its product as uncharacterized. NCBI's taxonomy places the organism in Eukaryota, Fungi, Ascomycota, Dothideomycetes, Venturiales, Sympoventuriaceae. The record is from RefSeq and is a predicted model, not a curated record. Bases 789 to 3818 code for a protein of 1009 amino acids. The transcript has 5 exons.
CUACAGUGACCACUGCGAUGACUACGGCAGCUUGUGAUGGCUGGUGGCACUGCGACAAUGCCGUCGAGGACGGCGACAACGGUGACGAAAACCUGUCGUGCACAUGGAGUCUACACUCGGCGAUCGAUCAUCACGCUUGCUGAUUCCCGCUGCAUCGUCUCUGCAUGGUCCCGGAGCCUUCACACGUGCUCGAAGAGGCCUACAAACCUCAGCAUCUAAGCCGUCCGUUGUGCUCGCUGAGCCAAACAAGAGCUGUGUAGAGCCGCGGUUGCUGCUGGAGUCUGCUCGACACAAUACCUUGAAGCAAUCCACCACGUUGCCGACCUGUGAUAUGGUAUUAAGAAGACCGUCGUGGACUCUGUCAUCUGGCGCAUGGCGUGUGCCUUGUAUCCGUCCUACGCACAUUAGUCUUUCUGCAGUGUUUUUUUCCAUUUCACAGUCGCCAGUCGUACUUCCAGCUACAGUAACAUUUCAGCUCUGGAUUCAUCUUCAUUGUCACCCCCGUUCGCAUCAGCUUCUUUCACGACGCCAAGCCGUCUCACACGGCAUGAAUGCCAUGAGUCAAUUGGUCCUAGCAUGUCAGAAGCAUUUCUUGGCUUCAUAGACGAGCGCGGCGUGUGAUGUUAGCCAAGACGCUGCCCCUCUACGCUUGCGCAGAUAGCAUGACCUACGUGUAAGCUACAAUACUCAACAAACUCCUAGCUGGCACAGUGACAAAAAAGGAUCAAAAAUUUUUUUCCAGACACUCCAGUCUCUCUUUUCGAUCUUCAGAGCUUCCCUCUUGCAGCAUGGCGAUGUUCAGAGCUUCAGACGGUACCACCUUUCUGCUGUGUCUGGUGCUACUAGUGCUAUGGGCUCGUCCUGCCCACGCCUUCGGUGCAGGCAACAUCGCUUCGAUUUCACGUAUUGAAGGCGAGAAUUGGCGUCACGGCGACAUCGAAGACACUUUGCUUGCGCUGCUCAUGAGCCGUGCUACCAACAAGAAGUUCUCCAAGCUUGACGUGAAACGUGUGUACUUUGGUAAUUGGUUACGCGACUACAGUCAGGCUGUCGACGUAGGCACUCUGAAGAUGGUCAGUGCCGAAGCAAUUCGCUUGCUGCUGUGGAUCUUAGGCUUCAUGAGCUUCGGCUAUGGCACGCGUGAAUUUGAAGUUACAACCGAGCGUCUCGGCUGCUAUCGCCCUGAGGAGCAUAUCGACAACCCGAAGGACUACGCUGACAAUGAAGAUGCCCGUCGUUACGACCGUCGACUUCGAGGGCCGGUCGACGAACGCCGCGAGCUGUCUAUCGACGAGCGCACUGGUCUUAAAAAGUACAUUGCAUCUGAAGAUGCCGGUAUCACCACCUCUGCUGGACUCGUUAGGGAUCUGUACAGACGCUGUAUUGAGCUUGGCCGCAGAGCCAGACGCAAUGGCAAUGACGACGAUCUCUACGAGGCCUUCCGAUUGCUGGGCACUGCAAACCACUGCUUAGAAGACUUCUCUGCCCAUUCCAACUACGUCGAACUCUGUUUGAUCGAGAUGGGUGAGCGUGACGUCUUCCCUCACGUUGGACGCCGUACUCAGAUGCAAGUUCGCGGAGCUCGUGAGCCUAUCUGGCCGCUCAUUACCGGCACAUUUGGAGGCGUCGACUUCCUUCAUUCUGUCAUGGGCGAGCUUUCUGACAAGGCUACGCAGUCUGAGAUCGACGAGCUUGAGGGGACCAUUUCCAACGCAGAGCGCAACCGUCAGAGCGCCAGCGUGAUCCAAGGCAUACUUGACAAACUCCCUGCGGGGAUCAUCGGCGGAGGUGAAUCUAGCAAGGUCGAUGAGCUGCAACAGAACGCCACGAACGCCCAGAUGCAGCAAAUGUCUAUAUCACCUAAGGAACCAGAGGAAUUUGCACGCCAAGCCGAGGCACUACGACAGCAGAUUUACCCUGUUCUAGAGUUUCACGACAACCUCAUGCGCAGAAUUACCGAAACCAUCGACAAGAUCCCCAUCCUGCCGGACUUGCUCGAACAAUUGCAGGAACAACUCAACAUCUUCGUCUUCAGCCUCAUCGCACCGUUCGUACUGCCCAUCAUUAAACAAGUCAAGGCGGAGCUCAGCACCGGCUCGUCCGAGAUCAUCCAGUCUAGUCGCGAGAAGCAGCUGAUUGUCUUCCAUGACGACUACUCGACGGAUCCGACACACUCCAUGAUUUCCAAGGACCACUUCAGCAACGUUCUAAACGAACCCGCAGGCAAGGUGGCAAGUCAAGUACUCAAGUGGGUCGUGCCUCAGAUCGUCGAGUGCUGGGACGAUGAGCGCGCCGAUGUCGACCGUACCAUCAAUCGCAUUAUAAACGGCGUUUUUCAUCACCCAGCUCUCCGUGAGUACGGUGAUGAUGGCGCACGAGACUGUCGGUCUCAGAUGUUCCGCGUUGUUGAGCAAUGGUGGCAAGGGCAAAGCGAUCGUGGUCGUGACGAGCUCCGCGAUAAGCUGAGCCGCAACGGUGUCGAGGAAGGCCGCAACCACAAGGAAGGCGUCGAGGACAAGGGCCACGGCUGUGGCAAGCCCCUUGGUAUGCCAAACAUCGGCACCUCAAGCUCAAGCGGUGCUGUUGGAGGCGUGGUUGGCGCUGGCUUGUUGGGUGGCAUUAGCCAGGCUAUAGGCGGUGACAAACCUUCUGGUGGGUAUGGAGAUAGUAGCGGACUGCCACACGAUCAAAUCAGCCAGGGGGUUGGCAACGCUGUGGGCGAAGCCGUUGGCGGCGGCCUGCUUGGCAACAUUGUUGGAGGUGUGGUGGGAGGCGUUGGUGGCUCGCUCUUGAGCGGAGCCUUUGGCGGCGAAGAGAAGAGCAGCUACCAGCAGGUGGGCUAUCAGCAUGACGGUGGCUACAACCAGUCGUAUUCGGAGCUGGGCCACCACCCGUCCUCGGGCCGUGGCGACAACGAGCGUUACGGCCAGGCGCAGUUUAGUCAAACCGAUUACCCCGGUGGUGCCCGCCGCCAGGAGUUCUACAGUUUCGAAUCAAGCGAGAGGCCAUCACAUGGCCACAGUGGUGGAGACUAUGAACGCACUGAAGAGCGCAGAUUUGAAUCUAGCAGCUCGUACCGACAGGAGACUCGCACCAACACUUAUGAACGAUCUGGCGAGUACGGUUCCGAAUCCAGACGUCACGGCAAGAAGAAAGAUUCGGAUUCGGACGAGGAGGAGGACAAGUAUGCCAAGAAGGAACGCAAGGCUCGCGAGAAGGAAGAGAAGCAUCGCCGGAAGCAGCAGAAAGGGCGAUCCGAUGAUUACAGUGACGAUGACAGUGACGAUGAUGAGAAGAAGAAGAAGAAGAAGAAGUACCAGAGACGUUCUAACGAGUACAGAGGCGAAUACAGACGCGACUAUGGUGAGAACGAAGAGAGUCGUCCGAAGCACCACGGCCGCCGGGGUAGUCGCGAAGAAGGUCGCGAGGAAUCGUAUGGCGGUGGCUAUGGCUCUGAACGAACAGAGUACGGACGUCGAGAUGAGUAUGGUGGUGAACGAUCCGAGUACGGACGACAAGAGUACAGUCGUCCGGAUGCGUACGAGAGUGGACGACGGGAGUACGGUCGCCAGGACGAAUACGGAGGCAGUCAGGAGGGUUACGGACGUCGGGAAGAUUAUGGAGGGCGUCAGGAAUACAGCGGUGGCUACGGAGGCCAGGAACGGUACAGUGAAGGAGGCUACGAGGGAAGAGAUGAUGACGAGGGAGGCAGCAGGUACGGGGCCGGCCGUCGCGACGACUACGACGGCGAUAACGAGUACGGCGGCAGACGACGUGACUACGAGAACUACGGCGAUGGCUAUGGAGAGCGGUAUUAGGAUGCUACAGUACAGAAGUGAGAAGCGCAAUGCGGCGAGCGUUCCACAUGCAAACAAGCAAACACGCACGCGGUAGGAGUCAAGAUGGAACGAAUGUAGAAGCUAACUUCUUCGAAUGAAUUGAUGUUGGCUCAUACCAGGAAAUGACUUCACACCUCCCCCUUGCACCCCGCGUUCUAGGGGGCUCAAGAGAAAACACCUAUGAUUUGGGCUGCUCGAUGCUUAUUCGUGGGAUAUGAAGUAGGCUAGGCCUUUUUAUUUAUUUUUAUUUUUA